GUGGUGUCGAGGAGACUCCUAGGAGGAGGGUCGCCCGCUGGCGGGGGUUGUUCAACUCCCGCGGGGUCACUUCUCGCCUCCAGUUGAUGGACGUGACGAGCAUCGGGCGUUGUGCGGCGUCUCCCGGGGUGCGUCACAGGGCAGCCGAGGCAGCUCUUGCUGCCCAAGGGUUUGGAGCUCAGCUCCCGCCGCUCGGGCUAAGCGAGAGCCGACCUCGUGAGGAGCGCGUGGCGGGUCCGGUGACUCUGCGUCUGUGGUGGGCGUGCUGGUGAGGAGAUAACGGCGAGUGGCACGGAUAGGCGGGUUGAGUAGCGAGUUCGGUGGUGAGUUCGCCCUCUCCUAGGGGUGAGUCGGGCUCAGCCGAGGCUGGGUCCCGGGGGCGAGGCAGUGACCUCCUCGUCAUCCUCCGUCGCUCGCCUACGGCUGCCACUCAGAGGGGACCUAUCGGCGAUGUCCAAUCGGCCCGACUUCAAGGUGGUCCUCCUGGGAGACGUCAGCGUGGGGAAGACGUCGCUGCUGCGGCGCUACGCGGAGCGCCGCUUCGAGGACACCGUGAGCACCGUGGGGGGCACCUUCGUCAUGCGGGAGUGGGCCGGGCACACGGUGGCCCUGUGGGACACGGCAGGCAAGGAGCGGUUCCACGGACUGGGCUCCAUGUUCUGCCGCGGGGCGCGCGCGGUGCUGCUGGUGUACGACGUGACGAGCCGCGCCUCCUUCGCUGCGCUCGAGGAGCGCUUCCUUGGCCUCACCGACUCCGCCGACGCCGGCUGCAUCUUCGCUCUCGUCGGCAACAAGGCCGACCUUCUGCCGCCGCCGCCAUCCUUGACCCUGCAAAGCGACGGGAGCCCCGGAGCACUGGCGCCGGAGGAGGAGGAGCACCGUCGCCUGCGGGAAGCGCAGCGGGAGCGAACGUGUCCGUUGUCUGCGGUCAGUUUCGCACCACGACCGGCACAACCGGCUCCAGCAGCUGCUGCUGCUCGGCGGGAUAUUCCGGAUCGGCAGCGACGCGGCAGGGGAGGAGUGGCGCAUCGCCGCCCUCCCUGACCCCCGUGACCCCCACCCCUGUCACCUCCCUCGGUCACCUCACAACCCCCCCCCCCACCAGCGCCUCUCACUAGCUCGCUCUUCCAAACACUGGACAUAUGUGAAAAAGAGCUUUAUAGCUCAUCGGAUUCCUUCGGUAUAAAUAAAGUCUGAUUCUCAACACUGGGGCAGCAUGGGGAAGUGUUGAUGAUGCUCGUUGCCUCGCAGCGAAAAGUUCAUGGGUUUGAUUCCCGACUCGGGAUCCUUUCUGCGUGAAGUUUGUGUUUUACCCCCCUUCUGCAAAGAGUGUGUGGGGAGUGUGGAGUUUGUAUUCUCUGCCCCUGUUCUGCGUGAGCUUCCUCUGCGUUCUCCGUUUUCUUCCAGCGCUAAACCCACACACACAGUGGAACUGGUAUUGGUCAAGGCAUCCUACUGCUGAUAAAUUACCCGCAAACGACGCAAAUGGGAUCACGCACACAACGCGAUGCAUCAACAGAACCCUCAAGUCGACCCCAACACGCUGGUCGCCCCCACCCAUCCGCCGCCAAUGCUACAACCCUCCGAGAAGUCCUGCGAGUCGAGGAAACCAGUCGUCUUUUCAUUCUUUGGGACCUCAAUAACACAUCCCUCGUCAUCGCUUGAAGUCACGCAAAGACCUUUUGGACCCAUUCACUUCACCUUAAUGCGAAGUCAACCCCGACGAAGCUUGAGGAGCUGAAUGGAGUUUAAAGAACUCCUUGCUGUGAAAGUCCCAACGCAGAAGAUCCCUGGAUUUAAUCUUUCACGAAGCUCAUGGUUCAUCCUGAAUCGCAUCCGCACAAACCAUGGCUGCAGAUGCGAAAACCUGAUGCACAAAUGGAGAAUUAAAAACUCUCGAGUAUUGGGCGACUUUGGUCAUCUAGAACAGUCCAUACAACUUAUAACGACCCAAUGCCCGAUCCACAAAUACAAAGGAGACAUCACAGCGAUGCUACACAACUGUGCUUGCUCCUUCGGCGGUUAUCUGGCUUGACCACCUGAAUGUGAAAUUGUAGCUGUUGCUCUGCAUCUACAUCAGCCAUACAGAAGAAGAAAGCACACCAUUGGCAGGACCCUUAGUUGAGAAAGUCUCGCGACUUGGAAAGGCUUUGCGUUCCACGUCACUCCUCAUUCGGGAUCGUCUGUGUUUCUCUCUGUGUGCACAAUAACCAGCUUGCUGUGCUGCUGCCUCUCGACUACACCAAGGCCCAAGCGCUCAAGAAACUCACAGGGCGAGCAGGGCAGGUGUAGGGUUACCUUUAAUCAAACAAAGACAAAGAUCCCCCGUAUUUCAUUAACAGACUGUUGGGGCAAAUGCUGUUAGCGAGUAGCACCUAUGAAGGUCGGCACAGUACACGAGGGGGUGGGUGGCUAGAACCACGCCCGGCCGCCUUUGUCUCCCUAGUGAUGAUGAUACAUCACACCGGGUACUCAUUUAAGGCUGAGUAGACCCAGGAGAGGCCCGAGACUGGUUCAGAAAAUCGUCGCUGGUGUUGACCAUGAGCGGGAAUCAAACGCUGGUCGCCGGGUUUGUAACUCAGCGCGCUAGCCACUGUGCCACCGCUCCCCACUAUAAACAGACACAAAGACAGAGACACACACGCUACUCAACACGCACAUAACCCUGAACAUGCCUUCCUUUUACAUCCGAUCUUUAGACUUGGUGCUCCUAGCCCACACGUGCACGCACCAAUGGUUUGAAUUCCUGUUUUAGCUCCACCGAGAGCACGGCAUGACGAUAGUCGUCCAACGUCAAGAGCAAUCCGAGAACAUCCACCAACGGGGGUAGAUCUGCCAGGUGGAUUACUAGAUGGCCGGAUCAUGAGAGGUGGCGGUGGCUUAGAGAGGUCUUCAUGUCGGAUGUGGAUUGAUCAUGGUUGAUGAUGAUGAGUAAAUGAAGGCAUUGAGUAUAACUAUGUCGUGAAGGACAUGCAAUACAGGGAGAAGAGGUCACGGUGUGGGCGACGCUGGGGUCCAUUGCCGCUGAGUUCGCUUCACGUCCCUAUGUAGCUGUGUCCCACUCACCCCCUGCCAACAAUUUAACGCUCCUCCACCCGUGUGUGAUGGAGCAUUCCACUCAGAGCAGACGGGGCGUGGUGGGGGGAGGGAGAAUAUAAAAUAGCACCAGUCGUAGCAAUUCCCAUUUAAUCUACAGCACCGAAGUACAUACAGCAGCCAACAGCAGCUGGCAAAUGGCACUAGCCGAUUGGCCACUUGAGGGAACGCCGAACUUCGUGUCAAUUCGCUGCCACAAUCGCAGCCGCAGCACCAAGCGGAAUUCCGCCGAGGCGACCAAAUUUCCAGGAGACUCCAACGGGGCAAUGUGGUGAGCUGGCAGCCCCUCCCAGCACGAGACUACGCCCACGAUUGGAGUUGGCAAAAAUUCCCAAUACGGGACCACAGAGCUCGGGCAAACAUAGGCGGCGCCGGUGCCGCGUUCCUUCCUGCAUCUCUGUGGUUCCCCCUGCCCCCCCGCGCUGGAGUGUGAGAACCGCGCGCCGGAGUCACGAACACAAAUUAGACGUCGCCGGUAACAUAAUUCCGUCAUAACACUGCCCGCGGAUAAAAUCUUGACCAGGGUGGGGGGCACUGAGAUAAACUUUCUGAAAGCACACCUCCGUCGGCUUGAUAAGUAAUGGACAAGCACAGACGUGAGGUGCCCCCCCCCUGCACCCCCCCCCCAAAGGC
This is a messenger RNA of Petromyzon marinus (sea lamprey), 3729 nucleotides long. The record is from RefSeq and is a predicted model, not a curated record. Lineage: Eukaryota; Metazoa; Chordata; Hyperoartia; Petromyzontiformes; Petromyzontidae.